Molecule: messenger RNA, 219 nt
Organism: Cutaneotrichosporon cavernicola
Lineage: Eukaryota; Fungi; Basidiomycota; Tremellomycetes; Trichosporonales; Trichosporonaceae
Exons: 2
Coding region: 1-219 (72 amino acids)
Cellular component (GO): cytoplasm
Source: RefSeq, a predicted model, not a curated record
AUGCUCGGCCGCCUGUUCCACUUCGGCUUUGACGCGAUUGCCAUCUCGGCCGUCCUCGCGGGCGUCAAGAAGACGACUGGGUUUGCCCCGGACACCACCCAGAUCCCCGAGUCGUCGGUCCGCUCCAUCGCGGACGGCUAUCUCUCGGCCGGCGAGACCGUCUUCAACCUCGUCAUCGGGCAGGCCGUCACGUCGUCCUACUUCAAGAAGACCGAGUAG